AAGCUCACACACACCUCACUCUCUCUCUCUCUCUCUCUCUCUCUCUCUUCCGUUGGAGUAAAAAAGGAGGGGAAAGUGAGAAAAAGAGGAGAAAAGCUCACACCACCCACCUCCUCCAUUACUAGUUUACUUCUCUUCUCCUCCUUUCUCCCCCAUUCCCCCAAUUCAUUCCUUCGCCGAACCACCAGAGUGGUGGAGAGUAGCUAGCAGAGUAGCAGAGCGGUGGGAGCAGCAGCAGCCGUAGCCGCAUCCGGAGAGAUUCGGGCAGGAGAAGCCGCCGCAGCGAUGGGCGCGCCGGUGCGCGGCGCCCUCGUCUUCUUGCUUCUUCUCGCCGGCGCGGCCGCGGAGACGGCGCCGGAGGAACCCACAUUGCCCUCCGCCGCCGCCGAUGGGGCGGCUAGUAGCGGGACAACAUCUGGCGCUGGUGCUGGAACGGGAAUCAACUCGAACUCGGUGCUGGUGGCGCUGCUGGACUCGCAUUACACGGAGCUGGCGGAGCUGGUGGAGAAGGCCCUGCUGCUCCAGACGCUGGAGGACGCCGUCGGCAAGCACAACGUCACCAUCUUCGCGCCGCGGAACGAGGCGCUGGAGCGUGACCUCGACCCGGAGUUCAAGCGCUUCCUGCUCGAGCCGAGGAACCUCAAGUCGCUCCAGUCGCUGCUCCUCUUCCACGUCCUCCCCGCCCGCCUCCCCUCCGGGUCCUGGUCCGCCGUCUCCCACCCCACGCUCUCCGGCGAGGAGGUUGAGCUCGCCGCCGCCGCCAACGACGGCGCGAUGCGCGUCGCCCACGCCGCCGUCACCCGCCCGGACGCCGUGCUCAGGCCGGACGGUGUCAUCCACGGGAUCGAGCGCCUCCUCGUGCCGCGCUCUGUCCAGGAGGACUUCAACCGCCGCCGCAGCCUCGCCGACAUCUCCGCCGUGCUGCCAACUGGCGCGCCCGAGGUUGACCCGAGGACGCACCGCCUCAAGAAGCCGGCGCCGCCCGUGCCACCCGGCGCGCCCCCGGUGCUUCCGAUCUGGGACGCCAUGGCCCCCGGCCCAUCCAUCGCGCCGGCGCCUGCCCCUGGACCGGGCUCCGGGAAGCACCACUUCGACGGCCACAGCCAGGUGAAGGACUUCAUCCAGACCCUCCUCCUGUACGGCGGCUACAACGAGCUCGCCGACAUCCUCGUCAACCUCACCUCGCUCGCCACCGAGAUGGGCCGGCUCGUCUCCGAGGGGUACGUGCUCACCGUGCUCGCGCCCAACGACGAGGCCAUGGCGCGCCUCACCACCGACCAGCUCAGCGAGCCCGGCUCGCCGGAGAACAUCCUGUACUACCACAUGAUCCCGGAGUACCAGACCGAGGAGAGCAUGUACAACGCGGUGCGGCGGUUCGGCAAGGUGCGCUACGACACGCUGCGGCUGCCGCACAAGGUGGUGGCGCGCGAGGCCGACGGCUCAGUCAAGUUCGGCCAUGGCGAGGGCUCGGCGUAUCUCUUCGACCCGGACAUCUACACGGAUGGCAGGAUCGCAGUGCAGGGCAUUGACGCCGUGCUGUUCCCGCCGGAUGACACCAAGACGGCGCCGGACACGGCGCCGGUCAGGAGGGCGCCCGCCGUCACCGGCACUCGCAAGAAGAACAAACUCCGGAGAGGCAAGUUGUUAGAAGCAACGUGCCAAAUGGCUGGCAUCCUUGGUCAGCGAUUGCGAUUCGCAAGCUGCCAGUAGACGGCGAAAGAUUGAUCUCAUGAUACCGAAACACGAACUAGAAUGAGGUGAUGGACUGUGCUGGAGCCGUCCACAUUACCAUUUGUUUUUUUUUAUUUUUAUUUUUGUUUAUUAUUACGAAUAAUAAAUCAGGUGGGGAAUGUAAUCUGGUGGCUGUUGGUGUCUGAAAAAAAAAAAGGCAGGAAAAUGUUCAUACUUGAAGACCGAGAUCUUCUGUGUAUAGGAGCGUUUUUUUUUAUAUUUUUUUCCGUCAUUUUUUCUUCUUUUUCUGUUUUGACAGAAUGCCGAGUAAACAAUUAAACAUCACAGCAUCCUUGGUGUUAAAGCUAGUAGUAAUCAAUUCUGCAUCUUCUAUAGAUCUAAUCAUUUAUGCGAA
This is a messenger RNA of Oryza sativa Japonica Group (Japanese rice), 2086 nucleotides long. RefSeq names its product fasciclin-like arabinogalactan protein 16. Lineage: Eukaryota; Viridiplantae; Streptophyta; Magnoliopsida; Poales; Poaceae. The record is from RefSeq and is a predicted model, not a curated record.